UUUUUCAAAAUUGUAAACAUGAUUUCUUUUCCCUAUUUCAGCUUCAUGUUUCCUGUGCCAGGUGGUCUUGGCCCUCCUCAAGGCAUGAUCCGCAUGCAGCAACAAGGCUUCCCUAUGAUGUCGGUCAUGCAGCCCAACAUGCAAGGCAUGAUGGGUGUGAAUUAUGGCUCUCAGAUGCCUCCUGGAACAAUGACCAUGCAGGGUGGCAUGCCUUUGGGUCCAAUGCCCACAGCUGGAAUGCCAUACAUGGGGCAGGCUCCCUUCCUCGGAAUGCGCCCCGCAGCUCCUCAGUACACCCCCGAUAUGCGGAAGCAGUUUGUCGAAGAGCAGCAGAAAAGGUAUGAACACCAGCAGAAGUUUUUGGAAGAGGAAAGGAAAAGACGCCAAUUUGAAGAACAGAAACAAAAACUAAGGCUUUUGAGCAGUGUGAAACCAAAGAUGGGUGAGAAAAGCAGAGACGAUGCAUUGGAAGCUAUUAAAGGGAACCUGGAUGGUUUUUCCAGGGAUGCUAAACUGCACCCUACACCAACGUCUCAUCCCAAAAAUGCAGAUCAUCCCACACCAUCCCAUCCCACCGUGUCUGUCUCCCAAACCUCUGCCUUUCUUGACGACGAGGAGUUUAGUGACUUUAUCCAGGGGCCCAUGGAACCCCCAGCUCUUAUGCCUCCAACCUCUUCCCAGCCUUUUCAGUCUUGCCAUCCUUCUUCCCAGGCUGGGCAACGGCUUUCCGAGAAGGCUGUGGCCCAGCCUCUCCCUCCAGUCCAGAUUCCAGUGUCCUCCAUCUUCCAUGGUACCCUUGGACAGGCUCCUUAUUUCUCUACUUCUGCAGCUUCUCAAAACACUCAGAAAACAGGCCAGUCCAGAGAAGAGCAGCCUCCACCCCCUCGCAGUUUGAAUGAAUUUGGGGAGAUUCAAGUCAAAUUUAAAAUGCCUGAAAUUGAUCUGGGUGCUGCAGCUCUCCACAGCCCUGACCCAAGGCUGACAGCCAAUAACUGCAACCCUUUAGGGGAGCUGGCAGAUGGCACCCCGAGAACAGGGGCAGACAAGGCUUCAGACCAAAACCUGUCAGUCGAACAGAGUGGUGUCGGUGUAUUUCCUUCACAGGAUCCAAUCCAGCAACUGAUGCCUCCGUGGAUUUACAAUGAUAGUUUAGUUCCAGAUCUGUACAAGAAAAUUUUAGAAACCGCUAUGACGCCUACUGGGAUAGACACUGGCAAACUCUAUCCUGUUCUGAUGUCGUCAGGGCUUCCCAGAGAGACUCUUGGGCAAAUAUGGGCCUUAGCCAAUCGUACCACACCUGGGAAGCUUACGAAGGAAGAACUGUAUACAGUUCUGGCUAUGAUAGCCAUAACUCAGAGGGGAGUUCCAGCCAUGAGUCCUGAUGUUUUAAACCAGUUCCCAUCUGCCCCGAUCCCUACGCUAAGCGGGUUUCCAGUGGCCAUCCCUGUCACAGUGAGCCAGCAGCCGAUGAUGUCCCCGGGACCACCAGCUUCCAUGCCUCUUAGUAUCGGGCCCUCAGUCGUGGGGCUCAACUUGGCCGCACCAGUUGGUGGAGCCGCAGCGCAGGGUUCCGGUGGCUUUCUGCAGUCUUUCCCUGCACAUCAGGCAGCCAAACCAGAAGAUGACGAUUUCCAGGAUUUCCAAGAUGCUUCCAAGUCUGGGGGGCUUGAUGAUACUUUCACGGAUUUCCAAGGAGAUGUGUCUGGAUCUACCAAGACUACCACUGCACAGCACCGGAGCAGUGCUUCUCCGAUGCUGAUACCACUGUCUGGCACCAAAGUGCCUUCUGCUGUGGAUAAGUACGCUGUUUUUAAAGGGAUUGCGUCUGACAAGCCCGCUGAAGGCCCGGCUUCCCUUGGAGUAGAUUACGGAGACAAAUACAGUGCUUUCCGGGAGCUGGAGCAGCCGUCUGAGAGUAAAGCCCUAGGAGACAGCUUUGCAGAAUUCAAAUCUGCCGGGGCAGAUGACGGCUUCACAGAUUUCAAGACCGCCGACAGCAUCUCACCACUAGACCCCCCUACAAAAGAUAAAUUGUUUCCUUCCCCUUUCUCCUCUCAGCCUGCACAAUCAAAGCAGCAGCAGCAACAAGCAAAACCUUCUCUGAACCUGGCUGACUUGAGCCUGCUUUCCUCAGCCUCUGCUGGAGAGAACAGGUCUCUUCAGUUUCCAGUCUCCUACAAUUCCUCGAAACCGGCCUCUUUCCCUGUGCCACUGCCCCCAACAUCCUCCGCUGCCCCCGCUUUGCCAAUGCCCAGCAAUAGCUCCAUCUUAGCCAACGACUUUGCCGACUUCAACCUUUUGGGGGGGCUGUCAAGUUAUCCCCCCACCCACACUCAGGAUGAAUUUGCAGAUUUCAUGGCUUUCAACAGCAGCGCCAGCUGUGCAGAGCAGAAGCCGGGCGAAAAACCCAGCACUUUCAAGCUGGACGCCAGCCCUGUCCCUUCGACUGCAAAGAGCGCGCAGAGCCCUCCCUCCUCAGCCCCUCCCACAAAAUACGACAUCUUCAAGCAGCUCUCCCUGGAUAGCUCUGGGUUAGGCUUUGAAGAAACAAAAGACCACACCCCGUCGUCCGCAAAGAGCGAAGACGACUUUGCUGACUUCCACUCCAACAAAUUUUCCUCCAGUUCUGACAAAUCCCUGAUUGACAAACUGGCAGCUUUCAAGCACGCCAAAGAGGACUCUGCCUCUGUCAAGUCUCUGGACCUCCCGUCCAUCGGGGGCAGCAGUGUGGGCAAGGAGGACUCUGAAGAUGCACUCUCUGUCCAGUUUGACAUGAAACUGGCAGACGUGGGAGGAGACCUUAAGCAUGUCAUGUCUGAUAGCUCUUUGGAUUUGCCAACCGUUAGCGGGCAGCAUCCGCCGGCAGCAGAUUUUGAUGACUUGAAAGGAGCUCCCUACAGCCACGGCUCUGCUCUGAGCAGCUUUCCAAGCUAUGACUGGUCCGAUAAGGAAGACGCCUGCCAGAGCAAGAAGUUCUCCUUCCCACUUCCCCCAGGAAGUGGCUCCUCCUCAGCUACCUCUGUCCUUCAAAAGAAAGAGACCUUGUUCGGCAGUUCAGAAAACAUCACCAUGACCACCGUUUCCAAAGUGACCACUUUCGCCAGCGAGGAUGCUCUCCAGGACGUGAAAUUUUCACCCUUUGCAAACUUCAAAGGUUCCGAUUCCCAGUCUGUGGACCAGAGCGACGAUGAUGUGGAAGACUUUGGGGAAUUCGCAAGACCUUUGGCAGAGAUGCCCAAAGCUCCAGCUGCGAUCCAAGAGGUGGAUGCCAGCGCUGCCUCCUUGGGACAAACUAAAGAAGGCACAGAUGACUUUGGAGAGUUUCAGAGCGAGAAGCCCAAGAUCAGCAAGUUUGACUUCUUACUCGCCACUUCCCAAGGAAAAAUGAAAUCCAGUGAAGAAAUGAUCAAGAGUGAGCUUGCGACCUUUGACCUCUCUGUGCAAGGAUCUCACAAAAGGAGCCUGAGCUUGGGCGACAGAGAGAUCAGCCACUCCUCGCCUUUGCCGCCCCUCGAGCAGCCGUUCAGAGAUCGGUCCAGCACCCUGAGCGAGAAGCCAGCCCUGCCUGUCAUCAGGGACAAGUAUAAAGACCUGACAGGUGAAGUAGAGGAAAGCGAGAGGUAUGCUUAUGAAUGGCAGAGAUGCUUGGAAAGUGCUCUCCAAAUCAUCAAAAAGGCAAACGACACCCUGAAUGGAAUCAGCAGCUCCUCCGUGUGCACAGAAGUCAUCCAGUCUGCCCAAGGCAUGGAAUAUUUGUUAGGGGUUGUGGAGGUUUACAGAGUGACCAAACGAGUGGAGCUGGGCAUCAAAGCGACGGCCGUCUGCAGCGAGAAGCUCCAGCAGCUGCUGAAGGACAUUGACAAAGUCUGGAACAACCUGAUCAGCUUCAUGUCGCUGGCUGCUUUGACGCCUGAUGAAAAUUCGUUGGACUUCUCUUCUUGCAUGCUUCGCCCGGGAAUCAAAAACGCUCAAGAGCUGGCUUGUGGUGUGUGCCUCUUGAAUGUCAAUUCUAGAAGCAAAAGAGAAGAGAAGCCUGCAGAAGAACCUCCUAGAGAAGCCUUUAAUUCAGAGACUGACAAUUUCAAGCUGGCUUACGGAGGGCACCAGUACCACGCCAGCUGUGCCAACUUCUGGAUCAACUGCGUGGAGCCCAAGCCCCCCGGUCUCAUCCUGCCGGACCUGCUGUGAAGGCUGCUGUCGACUGGAUCCCAUCCCAAAAGGGAACGAUACACUGGA
This is a messenger RNA of Heteronotia binoei (common prickly gecko), 4236 nucleotides long. It is a transcript of the gene SYNRG, whose product is annotated as synergin gamma. Bases 19 to 4188 code for a protein of 1389 amino acids. The record is from RefSeq and is a predicted model, not a curated record. Gene Ontology annotation, cellular component: clathrin coat of trans-Golgi network vesicle. Gene Ontology annotation, molecular function: protein binding. Lineage: Eukaryota; Metazoa; Chordata; Lepidosauria; Squamata; Gekkonidae. The transcript is spliced from 22 exons.